AUUGCGAUUUUGACUUCAUUCAUCUGAUGAUCAUUUUUUCCCAUUACCACCUUCUCAUUGCAUUGGCUUGUUUUGCAACAUCUGCACUCUGCAAGAAAUGCUACGUUGGAGAGGAUGACCCUGUCCUGGAAGACGAGUUCGACUACUGCGUCACAACGUUUAAUUCAAAGACUGAUGUCAUCACGUACAACGGAAAAACUGGCCCAACAACUGUGUUCAAGGAUGAUCCUAAUCCCAACAAUCUCAUCAAUAGCUUCUGUUAUAUCAGCAAGAAUCCUGACGUUGACGAAGUGAGUUGCUACUGCAAAGUGUCAAGAUGCAACAGAAUAGUCACCGUCCAGAAGUUCUUCGAGAUGAUGCUUGAUCACCGUCCCGAAUAGUUUUUUAAAUUUUUUUUCCGAUGAAUUGAAGUUUUGUUUUUUAUUAACAAACACCUACCGUCAACAAGAAGAAAAAUGGCCAUAUAAUCUCAAUAAGUGUUUUCCUCGUCUCCCCCACCCGUGAAUGACUAUUAUGAUAUCCAGUGAAUACAUAAUGGUAACAGAAACGUGUUUACAUCUAGA
Messenger RNA from Caenorhabditis elegans, 563 nucleotides. RefSeq names its product Protein quiver (gene nssp-85). The transcript is spliced from 2 exons. Lineage: Eukaryota; Metazoa; Nematoda; Chromadorea; Rhabditida; Rhabditidae. Bases 27 to 380 code for a protein of 117 amino acids. The record is from RefSeq and is marked reviewed.